AAAUUGGAGAGACAGACUGUAUGCAAGGUUAAAUAAAAAGAACAAACUUUAGUCCAUGGUGUCUCUUUACGUCACUUUUGGUUCUCUUCGAUUCUUCCAGUCCAGUUUUGUGAAGAAAUUUUGUGAGUUGUGCGUGAUAUAAGUGCUAAAUAUAAAGGCAACCAUGCUGAGGUCACGUUUCGCUAGUGUGCCAAAAACUAUUAAGCGUAGCGUGAGCACCAAUAUCCCUGCUUUGCAGAAAGCUACCGAUCCUAUCCAGCAGCUCUUUCUUGACAAACUCCGGGAAUACAAAUCAAAAAGCGUGAGUGGAAAAUUAGUUGACCCCACUCCAGAAAUUACAAAAGAACGGGAGUCUGAAUUGGAAAAACUUAACGUACAAUAUGGUGGUGGCAAAGGAGUAGAUAUGGCACAAUUUCCUCAGUUUAAAUUUGAAGAUCCACCUGUGGACACGGGUGUCAAUAAGUGAAUAUAUAUAUAUCAAUAUGUAUUAUAGAACAUUCAUGUAUUGUUGAACUAUUAAAUAUUAAGUAAUUCAUCAUAAAAGUAUACAUAGCUAUAAA
Molecule: messenger RNA, 560 nt
Organism: Solenopsis invicta (red fire ant)
Lineage: Eukaryota; Metazoa; Arthropoda; Insecta; Hymenoptera; Formicidae
Gene: ATPsynCF6
Product: ATP synthase-coupling factor 6, mitochondrial
Exons: 4
Coding region: 164-466 (100 amino acids)
Biological process (GO): proton motive force-driven ATP synthesis
Molecular function (GO): proton transmembrane transporter activity
Source: RefSeq, a predicted model, not a curated record